This is a messenger RNA of Thlaspi arvense, 3344 nucleotides long. NCBI's taxonomy places the organism in Eukaryota, Viridiplantae, Streptophyta, Magnoliopsida, Brassicales, Brassicaceae. The record is from the annotation of a GenBank genome assembly.
AUGUCGCUGGUUCGAACAGCGGCGAUCGCUCUUCUUCUAAUCGCUUUUCUGCAAAAUGCCGCGGCUCAGAAAAGACAGCAAAGCAUUGUUAAGUAUCGCGGUGCGGUUGCCACGGAUGAUGGACGGUGUUCUGAAAUAGGGAUGAGUAUUCUUCGUCAAGGAGGAAACGCGAUUGACGCGUCGGUAGCUGCUGCUCUUUGUUUGGGCGUCGUGAGUCCAGCGUCUAGCGGUAUAGGCGGUGGAGCGUUUACAGUUGUUAAGAUUGCUGGUGGGAAGGCAAUUGCUUAUGAUUCUAGAGAAACAGCUCCUCUCCGUGCCACUGAGGAUAUGUAUGGAGGCAAUCUUGCUCUAAAGCAGAAAGGAGCUUUAUCAGUAGGUGUUCCCGGAGAAGUCUCGGGUUUAUUCACCGCUUGGAAACAGCACGGGAAGCUACCAUGGAAGCGGUUAGUGAGGCCUGCAGAGAAACUUGCAAAAGGAUUCAGGAUUUCAAAGUAUCUCUAUAUGCAGAUGAACGCGACUAGAGCCGAUAUCUUAGCAGACAAAGGUCUCUCCGAGUUAUUUGUUUCAAAUGGAGAGCUCAAGAAAGCAGGGACGAUUUGUCGUAACCCAAAACUGGCUUUAACGCUAAGGCAAAUCGCCAAGUACGGUGCAAAAGCGUUUUACAAUGGCACGGUUGGAAUUAACCUAGCGAGAGAUAUCCGUAAAUCCGGAGGGAUUAUAACUUUGAAAGAUCUACAAAGUUAUAGAGUUACGGUUAAAAAACCGUUGUCUGGACACAUUCUCGGAUACCAACUGCUCGGUAUGCCUCCUCCUUCAUCCGGCGGCGCUGCAAUGAUGCUUGUUUUGAACAUUCUUUCUCAAUAUGAGAUUCCAUCUGGUGUUUCGGGCCCUCUCGGUGUUCAUCGACUGAUAGAGGCUUUGAAACACGCUUUCGCGGUUAGAAUGAACCUUGGGGAUCCGGAUUUCGUAGAUGUUACAAAGGUUGUUUCGGAUAUGUUGUCGCCAAAGUUUGCAAAAGACUUGAAGAGUAAGAUAAACGACGAUAAAACCUUUGAUCCCAAAUAUUAUGGCGGCAUGUGGAAUCAAAUCGACGACCACGGUACAAGCCAUUUAUCGAUCAUAGACCGUGAGAGGAACGCUGUUUCGAUGACCAGUACAAUAAACGGUUACUUUGGGGCAUUGAUGCUAUCUCCAAGCACCGGAAUCGUUCUGAACAACGAGAUGGAUGAUUUCUCGAUCCCCAUGAAAUCCAGCAGUAACUUAAAUGUGCCGCCACCGGCGCCGGCUAACUUCAUCCGUCCCGGGAAACGACCGUUGUCCUCUAUGACACCCACCAUUGUACUCAAGGAUGGUCAAGUGAAAGCCGCGGUGGGUGCAAGCGGAGGAGCCAACAUCAUCGCCGGGACAACGGAAGUUUUCUUGAAUCAUUUUUUCCUCAAGAUGGAUCCUCUUUCUUCCGUCUUGGCUCCAAGGAUCUACCAUCAGCGUCUUAUAUAUUCGUCUGAACGUAAGAGGACGAGUUCAGAAAGCGGCAUCCAGAUAAAUUCAAUGUCUCUCAUAAGAACAGCGACGAUCGCUCUUUUUCUAAUCGCGUUCCUGCAAAACGCUGCGGCUGAGAAUAAGCAACAAAGUAUUGCCACGUAUCAUGGUGCGGUUGCCACGGAUGAUGGACGGUGUUCCGAAAUAGGGAUGAAUGCUCUUCGUCAAGGAGGAAACGCGGUUGAUGCGUCAGUAGCUGCUGCUCUCUGUUUGGGCGUUGUAAGUUCAGCGUCUAGCGGAAUAGGCGGUGGAGCGUUUAUAGUGGUUAAGAUAGCUGAUGGGAAAGAAAUAGCUUAUGAUUGUAGAGAAACCGCUCCGCUCCGCGCCACUGAGAAUAUGUAUGAUGGUAAUCUUGAUCUAAAGAAGAAAGGAGCCCUGUCAGUAGCCGUUCCUGGGGAAGUCGCAGGUCUAUUCACGGCUUGGACACAACACGGGAAGCUACCAUGGAAACAAUUAGUGUAUCCCGCACAGAAACUUGCAGCUCAAGGAUUCAAGAUUUCAAAGUACCUCUACAUGCAGAUGAACCACACUAAAGACGAUAUCUUAGCAGACAAAGGUCUCUCUGAGCUAUUUGUUUCAAAGGGAGAGCUUAAGAUACCAGGGACGAUCAUCUCUAACCCAAAACUGGCUUUUACACUGAGUCAAAUCGCUGAAUACGGUCCAAAAGCAUUUUACAAUGGCACUGUUGGAAAUAACUUGGUGAGUGAUAUACAAAAGUCAGGGGGGAUAAUAACUUUGAAAGAUCUGCAGGAUUAUAAAGUUAAGGUUAAAGAACCGUUAUCUACAGAUAUUGUUGGAUACCGAUUACUCGGUAUGCCUCCUCCUUCAUCCGGUGGCCCUGCAAUGGUGCUUGUUUUGAAUAUUCUUUCUCAGUAUGGGAUUCCAUCAGGUGUUUCGGGCCCUCUCGGUGUUCAUCGACUUGUUGAGGCUCUGAAACACGCAUUCGCAAUUAGAAUGAACCUCGGGGAUCCAGAUUUCGUCGAUGUUACUAAGGUUGUUUCAGAUAUGUUGUCUCCAAAGUUUGCACAAGACUUGAAGAGCAAGAUAAACGAUGAAAAAACCUUUGAUCCCAAAUAUUACGGUGCCAAAUGGAAUGAGAUCAAUGAUCACGGGACGAGCCAUUUGUCGAUAAUAGACAGCGAGAGAAAUGCUGUUUCAAUGACCAGUACAAUAAACAGUUACUUUGGGGCAGUAAUGUUGUCUCCAAGCACUGGAAUCGUUCUGAACAAUGAAAUGGAUGAUUUCUCGAUCCCCAUGAAAUCUGGUGGUAACCUGGAUGUGCCGCCACCUGCACCGGCUAACUUCAUCCGUUCCGGGAAACGGCCUUUAUCCUCAAUGACUCCCGCCAUUGUGCUCAAGGACGGUAAAGUGAAAGCCGCCGUGGGUGCGAGCGGAGGAAUGUAUAUCAUCGCCGCGACAUCAGAAGUUUUCUUGAAUCAUUUUUUCCUCAACAUGGAUCCUCUCUCUUCCGUCAUGGCUCCAAGAAUCUACCACCAGCUGAUACCAAACCAAAUUUCGUAUGAGAAUUGGACGACGGUUUACGAUGAUCAUUUUGAGAUUCCUAAAGAGACAAGAGAUGUGUUGGAGAAGAAAGGUCAUGUUCUAACGCCGAUUGCCGGAGGAACGAUAUCUCAGUUCAUAAUUGAAGAAUCCGGGGGACAUUCCAACGGAAAGAGCAUGCUUGUAGCAGUUAGUGAUCCACGAAAAGGAGGUUUCCCUUCAGGAUAUUGAGAAUAUUGCAUUUAACUUUGUUCCAUUAUGUAUUGCAUCGUUAAAAUAAAUGAAUAAUUAUAACUUUUUAAUCG